AUGGAUCUAAAUGAAAUUAUCUUAAAAUUACCAGAAUCUCAAAAACGAGACUUAAUCGAAAAAUUACUUUAUGCAUUUUCUUUACAAAAUGGCGGCAUUGAUACUGCAUCUAAAGAUUCUGCUGGUAAUUCAAGUAAGGAUUUGAAAAAGUCUGUAAACUUAUCUAACAGUACGCCUGAAAAAUCACUCAAACAAAAAACUUUAGAUAAUUGGAUUGUGAAGAGCAAAACUCUGUCAUCAAAUUGUGAGAAAGAAUUGGUAAAAGAAGCGGGAGAAUCAUCGAGAAAUGUCGAAUCUGAAGAAGGAAAGAAGUUGGAAAAAUCUAGUAAAUUGGAUAAUGCAAUUAAUAAAAAGAAGUUAAUGGUUCUUCUUAAUAGGGAAGAUUGUCCUGAAUCAGUGCAGAAGGCAAGAGGAGUUAUAGAUGAAAAGCUAUGUGAUGAAACAAAUAAUUCUAUGGCUUCCUCAGCAGAAUGUAAAGAUAAUGAUAAAAUUCUCAAACCUAUUCAUAAAUCAGCUACUAAACAGAAGCAAAAAUUGAAAACCUCUCUUGGAAAAGAUAUAAGCACAAAUUCUAAUUUUGUAGAAAUGGAUUAUGAUCAGAAAACUAAUUCAUGCAAUGAUAAAACAUCUGAAGACAAUAUAAAGAAUUCUGAAUGCAAAACAUCACCUACAUUAUUCCAAUCUGAAUCGGAAAGAACAUUAGUUGAUGGUAACAAAAUUACUGUUACUGAUGAAAACCCAACUAUAGUUGAUGCAGUCCAGAAAAGUUCAGAUAAUCAAGAAAGUGCAGUAACUGAGUUAAAUGAGAAUAACAAAAGUGCUGAAUAUGUUCCAAGCAAGAAAGUUACAAAAGUAAGUGUUAUAAAUACAGAUUCUACUGAAUUGACAGUUGGAAAAACAGCACAAUUACCUGGAACUGUUGUAAGUGCUUCUCCAAGCCAGGAACAAAUAACUACAAAUAAUAUUAAAUCUGUUUCAAAGCUAAAGUUGAAGAAAACUAUUAAAAGUAAGGUUAAAAGUGAUAUGGCUUCUUAUGAAAAAAUAAAAUUGGAUCCAGCAGCAUCUAAGAUGAAAAAGAAAAACUUAACCAGUCAAGAAGUUAAUUCUGAUAUUACUAUAAAUAUUGAUUUUCAGAGGAUUUCUGAUGAACAGUUAGAAUCCGAAAAGAACUCUGAAACUCAAAUUAAGGUGUGCACUAAAGAAACAGAAAAACUGUUAACAAAAGAUAUAAAAUCUGUUACUGCAAUAAAUGGAGAUUCAAAGAGAAUAAGUAGGAAAAGAGGCUGUGAAAAUAAAAGAAUGGUGACAACUAAGAACAGUUCAUUAUCUGACCAAGAACCAACUUCUAAAAAUAAUGAUAAAGACUGUACCACUUCUAUCAAUUUUUUAUCAAAAAUGUCUCCUUCUCAAAAUAAGGAGUUUACUAAAGAAACUAAUGAGUUGUUAAUAAAAGAGACAAAUAUUUUAACCCCAAUAAAUGCUAAGAAAAUGUAUAAGAAAAAAGGUAAGGUAUCAGCAAAAAAUAGCUUAAUAUCUGAUUCAGAACAAUCUUCUAUAAAUAAUGAUGAGGUCAGUAUCAUUUCUUCUGAAACUUCAUCUGUUGAUUCAUUAAGAAAUUUAACAUCUCAAAGCAAGAAGUUUCCCAAGGUUACUGAAGAGUCACUAAUAAAAGGUAUAGAUACUGUAAUUCAGUUAGAUGUAAGUUCAAAGAAAAUAUAUAGGAAAAAAAGUAAUGAUAAUAAGAGCAAGAUAUCAACGAAGAAUAAUUUAAUAUCUGAAUCGGAACAAUCUCCUAAAAGUAAUGAUAUGGACAGUUUCACUCUUGAGACUUCUUCAAUUGAUUCUUCAAAAAAUUCACUCUCACGAAGUAAGAAAUUUGUUAAGGAUACUGAAGAGUCAUUAAUCAAAGAUACACCUACUGAAACUACACUAAAUAUAAAAUCUAAGAAAAUAUGUAGGAAAAAAAGCUGUCAAAAUAAAAUUCAGAUAUCAGCUAAGAAGAGCUUAGUAAUUGAUUCUGAAAAAACUUCUAAAAUUAAUGAAAUGGAUAAUAUCACUCCUUCUGAGGCUUCAUCUCAAUGCAAAGAGUUAGCUAAGGCUACAGAAGAGCUGCUAAGUAUUGAAACUCAAAUAGGUGCAAAUUCAAAGAAAAGAUAUAGGAAAAAAAGCAAUGAAAAUAGAAGCAAAGUAGUAGCCGAGACCAAUUUAAUAUCCAAUUCAGAACCAGCUUCUAAAAAUAGUGAUAAGGACAAUAUAAUUUCUACAUCAACUGAUUCAUCAAACAAUUCACCAUCUCAAAAUAAGAAAUUUUCUAAGGAAACUGAAGCGUUGCUAAUAGAGGAUACAACUGUUACUUCUAAAAAUAAUGGUAGAAACAAUAUAAAUUCUAUUGAAACUUCAUUAAUUGAUUCAUCUGAAACAUCUAUCCCUAAAGAUAUUUCUACUAAACAAAUAAGUUCUUCCGAUACUGAAGCAACUAUUUCUUUAAGUCGGGAUAACUAUUCUAAACCCAUCAAUGCAUUUACUCUGUCAGAUGAUCAUAGUAUAAAAAAUUCCAAGUCUCUGAAUAGCGAUUCUCGUAAUGAAUUAAAUAUUUUAAAUGAAAUGAAAGAAACAGAAGAGGAUCUUUCUAAAAAAUCUAAUGCUGGUUCACUUAAUGGGCCUCAAACUUAUGAUAAUAUUCAAGAAAGCUCAGAAGUGUCCAGUGUUUCCAAAAAAGUCAAUACUUUAAAAAAGAAAACUGUAAUGCAAUUACCAUCUAAUUCAAAAAAGAAAUUAAAAGUCAUAAAAGAUGAAAGUAGUUCUAAUAAUUUGAGUAUUGAAAAUGAAAAUUUGUGUUUAAAAAAGAAUGGUUCAAAGAAAAUAGUUGUAUCCAGAAAAAUAAAACUUGGACCAGAUUCUAAUAAAGAACACUCAGUUGUUCCGAUUGCUAAAUCAAUGGCCAAUAGUUCACAUUCUAAUGCAGUUAAAGAACCAAAUGAACAUCUCUUCAAAAAUUCAAAAGUAAAUAAUAAACUUGGUCGAACUCAGAAGAAAACAGUUAGAUUUCAAAAUUCUAAAAAAGUCAAGGAAAGCCAUUCUAAAAAGGAAAAUAAUUUGGAAUCUCAAAUUAUGUGCAAUAGUAACAUAUCUAAAAAUGGUGAAAUGGAAGAAUUAAAUUGCAGUUUGGUUAACGAAAGCUCUACAAAAAAUAAACUUCAUAAAGGUACCAAUUUAUCAAUGAUCCAAACUGAUAAUUUAGAAGGUGAAAAAGAAAAUCGUGAUAUAAUUAAAAACAUGGAAGAGGAAACUGAAAAAGCAACUGAUUUUAUUGUCAAUAACUCAAAUAAUACUGAUAGUGCAGAGAUAAAUUUUAAAGAUCCAGUUGAGUGUGAUGAGAAGAUGAAACACAAUUAUGAAGCCUUUUGUAAAGUAAAAGAAGUUCUAAAAGUUAUAGGAAUAAGUAUUGAAGAAUUAUUUGAAAAUUCAGAGAUGAUUAAUAGUUUAAAAUCUGCACCACCAGAUGGUGUUUAUUUCAUCAGCAAAUGUAAAUCGGAUUCAAAAAUGUCUGUUCACAUGCAUGAAUCAAAAAAGGAAUUGAGAAAUAUUUUAAACAAGUUGAAAAGGAAAUACAAUGACGAAGCCAAAUAA
Argiope bruennichi is the source of this 3630-nucleotide messenger RNA. RefSeq lists its product as uncharacterized. NCBI's taxonomy places the organism in Eukaryota, Metazoa, Arthropoda, Arachnida, Araneae, Araneidae. The record is from RefSeq and is a predicted model, not a curated record. The coding region runs from base 1 to 3630 and encodes 1209 amino acids. The transcript is spliced from 4 exons.